Messenger RNA from Solanum stenotomum, 1492 nucleotides. RefSeq names its product F-box/kelch-repeat protein At3g23880-like. Lineage: Eukaryota; Viridiplantae; Streptophyta; Magnoliopsida; Solanales; Solanaceae. Bases 201 to 1361 code for a protein of 386 amino acids. The transcript is spliced from 2 exons. Gene Ontology annotation, molecular function: protein binding. The record is from RefSeq and is a predicted model, not a curated record.
ACUAACUAAUCUCCUGGCCCAAAAGAAAUACUCGAGUAGAAGGAUUCUUGUUGAGACGAGCUUUGUGGCUUUUACAAAUUAGUAGUCUCCUCUCUUUUGUGAAACUCUCAAAGUUUUGACUCCCUUCAGCUUCAACUCACAAAACAGAGUAACCCCACAAAUUAUUUUGCUAAAUUUUUCAUCAAGAUUCAAUUUUUACAAUGUCUACCCUGCCAACAGACCUCAUCGUUGAUAUCCUCUCAAGAUUUUCUGUUAAGACCCUUUUGAAGUUCAGGUGUGUUUCGAAAUCAUGGUGUACUUUAAUCCGUAGCCCUGAAUUUGUCAAAACCCAUCUUAGUGUAUCUGCUAAAAACAAAGAUCACACACACCACAGGCUUGUAUGGACAGAGAAUAGGGAUUUGUUCACUUCUAGGGACAUCAAACAACACGUUCUUAGGGAAUGUUCUGUUAGCUCAUUACAUAAUGAUUCUGUGGUUGAGUCAUUAGACUUGAAUUAUCCCUUGAAAAACCCGGAACUAAGGGUUUGCAUUGUGGGUUCGGUUAAUGGAUUGAUAUGUCUUGACAUUGAGGAUAAUGAUUUGGUUUUAUGGAAUCCAACACUUAGAGUGUACAGGAAAUUGCCUGAUUCUAGACUUAGAGUAAGUGGUGGUUCCCGUCUCGAUAGAAUUACUAGUGUCAUGUAUGGUUUUGGAUAUGAUGAGUUCAGUGAUGAUUAUAAGGUAGUAGGUGUGCGUUGUAGUUGCACACGUUAUCCGCUUGAGGUCAAAAUAUAUAGUCUAAAGAACAAUUCUUGGAGAACUAAAGGGGAUAUUCUGGAAGUGGUGCAAUUAACUAAGCCAUGUAAGUUUUUAAAUGGGAAGCUUCAUUGGGUUAAUGAUAUGAAUGGUGGUUUUCGUAACUACGGGAACAUCAUUUCAAUUGAUUUGGCUGAUGAGAGAUGGGGAAAGGUGGAGCAGCCUGACUAUGGAAAAAAAAACUUUUCUUUGAAGCUUGAAAUGUUGGGAAGUGAUCUGUCUGUGUUUUGUAACUAUAAGACUGUGAGUCGUAACUUUAUGACGACGAGUCAUGCAGAUGUGUGGGUUAUGAAAGAGUAUGGAGUUAAAGAGUCUUGGACAAAAACAUAUUCCAUCAAAUAUUCUCCUAAUGUGUUUUCUGACUUUUCUCCUUUUAUUUCUUUAACAGUUUGCAUGUCAAACAAAGGUGAGAUAUUGCUUGUGCCUAGAUCGACUUUAACUGCACACAAUCCAGAGGAUGAACCUAUCAGAUAUCUAAAGGUUAUCAACUUUGGUUACUGUAAUGUGGCAAACAUCUACAUUGAAAGCCUAGUUUGUGCCCCGCUUUUCGGGACAAAUAAAGCUUAGAACAAGAACAAGAACAAGAUGCAGAAUCUCAGAUGAAUGACAAUGCUGUAUCUAAUGACUUGAGGUGAAAGCUGAUGUUAAGAACAACUAAAUCCACCCGAUACUGAUGCCACAGAUUGAAAUGAUGAAGC